Molecule: messenger RNA, 3291 nt
Organism: Leucoraja erinaceus (little skate)
Lineage: Eukaryota; Metazoa; Chordata; Chondrichthyes; Rajiformes; Rajidae
Product: armadillo-like helical domain-containing protein 2
Exons: 2
Coding region: 278-901 (207 amino acids)
Source: RefSeq, a predicted model, not a curated record
GCCACCGCACGUGCCCACCCUGUACUGUUCUAUGUUCAAUGAUCUAUGUUCAAGUACAAUGUCAUUCUUCAAGAUAUCACGUCAUUCUUACAGCGGAAUUUGAUGACAGCACAAAGAGAGGCAUCACAGUUGUUCUUUGUUGGUCCUCUGCACCAUAUUCUUCUAGAAUUAAAUUCCAUCGGGACAGUCAAAGGCAAUCUGCUGUUCAGAGCUGAUACAUCCGUGAAUCCCACUCUGUUGAUUUCUAUAACGGUCACUGUAAGGGCAACGACAUAAAAUGUUCAACUUUUUGGACAUAUUUCGUACAAGGCGUCCCAGCCACGAAUUCUUCCUCAAGUCGGAAGACAGUGAUGACUUGCUGAGAGGCAAAGUUUAUAUCAAACAGAUUAAGGAUUACGGAAAGGUGUUGCUGAAAACUUAUCUGCCAUUGAGUAACAGGCUGCAGGCAGCGGCUUCAUUGGGUAUAAUAAGUUAUACAGGUGGGCCGGAGGCUGCCAACUGCGUACAGGCCUACAUCGAGCCUCUCCUGCGCUACCUGAACCAGACCAUUUACACGGAGAAGGACCAGAUCACUGUGCUCCAGAGCUUGGCGGGGAUCUGCUACAACAACGCCGCCAACCAGAGUACCGUGGUGGACCAGCAGCUCCUGACCACUCUGGUGUCCUUGAUCAGCAGUAGGAACAGCAAUGUCACGUCCAUCAAGGUCAAGUUCUGGGCCUGCUACCUGCUCCACGUCUUGUGCUGCAACAACAUUCCCAUAAUCCGGCGCCUGAAUAAGGCCAAGUAUCUGCACUCCAGUCUCAUACAUUUAUCCGAGCUCUCUUGGAUUGGUUGGCCAGACAAUUAUGCCCAAGUGUUGAUCUACAUUCUAGGGUUUGAGAAGCAAAACCGAGCUUUGUAGCGACAUUUCAAAAUGUCCAUUAAAGUCACUUAAUAGUUCAAUUUUCAGAUUCUUUUCAUGAAACACAAUGUUUUAACGUAAAUAAAAUCACCGUUUUGGUGUAAACAACUGUGUCUUCUUCCGGUGCAAGGCCAUCAACACGCAUUUAUUGGGACACAUCACAGCUUGGUUUGGGAACAGCUCCAUCCAGGAUCGCAGAGUUGUGGACACAGCCCAGACCAUCGCAGAAACCCAAACAGCCCUUCUGUUCAUUCCAUUUACACCUCACGCUGCCUCGGCAAGGCCAGCAGCAUAAUCAAGGACAACUCGCACCCUGGACACUCCCUCUUCUCCCCUCUCCCAAUGGGCAAAAGUUAUAGAAGUGUGAAAAUGCACACCUCCAGAUUCAGGGACAGUUUCUUCUCAACUGUUACCAGGCAACAGAAUCAUCCUACCACAAUUAAAGUAAAGUAGCCUUUAUUGUCAUUCAGACCUUUCGGUCUGAAUGAAAUUUUGUUGCCUUGCAGUCAUACAUAUAAUAAAAAUGACAAAAACACACAAUAAACACAAAUUUAACAUCCACCACAGUGAGUUCACCAGGCACCUCCUCACUGUGAUGGAAGGCAAAAAUCUUAAAGUCCUUGUCUCUUCCCUCCUUGUUCUCCCUCUGCUCCGAGUCGACCUGUGAGCUCCCAACACUGUCGUCCAUCGGGCCCGUGGCCGAUCCUCCGAGGUCAGGUCGCUGCUGCUGCCGGAACGCCACAGCUCCGAUGUUGCCGCUGGAACGCUGCCCCAACUCCGAGGCCGCCAGCUCCGCCAUUAGGCCUCAGCUCAGACGGAGACAGACACGGGAGAUACGACAAGAGAAGUCGCAUCCCCCGAAGGAAGAGACCAAAAACACGUUUCUCCCCCCCACACCCAUACACAACAUAAUAAAAUUAAAAUAAGACCAAAAAUUAACUAAAAUAGGACAAAAGAACAAACAAAAAAAGAAAAAACAAACGGACUGCAGGUGAGCCGCAGCUGCCAAGGCAGCGCCGCCAUCUUUAAAGAGCAGUGUACUAUCUACCUCAUUGGUCACCCUCAAACUAUCUUUGAUCGGACUUUACUGGGUUUAUAUUGCACUAAACAUUAUUCCCUUGUCAAUAGACAAUAGACAAUAGGUGCAGGAAUAGGCCAUUCGGCCCUUCGAGCCAGCGCCACCAUUCAGUUUGAUCAUGGCAGAUCAUCCACAAUCAGUAUCCCGUUCCUGCCUUUUCGCCAUAUCCCCUGACACCACUAUCAUUCAGAGCUCUCUCUUGAAAGCAUCCAGAGAAUUGACCGCCACUGCCUUCUGAGGCAGAGAUUUCCAUAGAUUCACAAAUCUGUGGGUGAAAAAACUUUUCCACAUCUCCGUUCUAAAUGGCCUACUCCUAAUUCUUAAACUGUGGCCCUUGGAUCUGGAUUCCCCCAACAUUCACCUAAAAAAUGAAUUCCAGAGAUACUGCCUGCCUCACUGAAUUACUCUAACAUUUUUUGGGUCCGCCAUUAGCUAGGAUACUAUCCCGAGUUUCCAGUGCUGCCAACAAUGGGUGAGAGUUGGGAGUGAGAGUUGGGAGUGAGAAAUUGCAAGAGACAAUAGACAAUAGGUGCAGGAGUAGGCUUUUUGGCCCUUCAAGCCAGCACUGCCAUUCAAUGUGAUCAUGGCUGAUCAUCCCCAAGUACCCCUUCCCAGCCUCCCCAUAUCCCCUGACUCCGCCAUCUUUAAGAGCCCUAUCUAGCUCUCUCUUUAAAGUAUCUCUUGAAAGGUCUCCAAGCAGGCAGAGAAUUCCACAGAAUCACAACUCUCUGCGAGAAAAAGUGUUUCCUCGACUCCGUCUUAAAUGGCUUACCCCCUAUCCUUAAACUGUGGCCCCUGGUUCUGGACUCCCCCAACAUCGAGAACAUGUUUCCUGCCUCUAGCGUGUCCAAAUCCUUAAUAAUCUUAUAUGUUUCAAUAAGAUACCCUCUCAUAAUUCUAAACUCCAGAGUGUACAAGCCCAGCCGCUCCAUUCUCUCAGUCUAUGACAGUCCCGCCAUCCCGGGAAUUAACCUUGUACACCUACGUUGCACUCCCUCAAUAUCAAGAAUGUCCUUCCUCAAAUUAGGGGACCAAACUGCACACAAUACUCCAGGUGUGGUCUCAUUAGGGCCCUGUACAACUGCAGAAGGACCUCCUAUACUCAACUCCUCUUGUUACAAAGGCCAACAUGCCAUUCGCUUUCUUCACUGCCUGUUGUACCUGCAUGCUUACUUUCAUAGACUGAUGAAUCCCCGUAUUGUCUUUUUAGUUAUCUUCUGUUGCUCUUUAAACAUUACCCAAUCCUCUUGCUUCCCGCUUAUCUUUGCUACGUUGUACUUCUUGCCUUUUAUUUUUAUACUGUUCCUGAUGU